AUCUCUGACUAUGGUAACAGAAAUAUUCAACGGUACAAAUGGAACAUUUUCCUCUUCCAGAGACUGUAUCCGUAAUGUCACUGUCACACGAGUGGUGUUCCCUGUAUUGUACACCAUUGUUUUCUUUUUAGGAGUGAUUAUUCACAGCAUAUCUAUCUGGAUUUUCCUACAUGUUUCUAGCAACUCGGUUUUUAUUGUUUUUCUGAAAAACACAAUUGCUGCAGACUUAAUAAUGACAUUAACAUUACCAUUCAAAAUUCUUACGGAUUCUGGAAUUGCACCCUGGCAUCUGAGAGUUUAUGUUUGCCGAUUCUCUGCAGUGAUAUUUUAUCAAACCUUGUACGUCAAUAUGAUCCUUCUCGGGCUUAUAGGGUUUGAUCGUUUUAUUAAAAUUGUAAAGCCACAUAGAAGGUACUGGACAGAUAAUGUCUUCUUUGCAAAAUCCCUUUCAGCAGCAGUAUGGAUAGUUAUGCUUGGAAUAUUUCUACCAAAUAUGAUAUUAACCAAUCAGAAUGCCACACCUCAAAACGUUAAAAAGUGUGCUUCUUUGAAGAGUCAACUCGGCAUCAAAUGGCACGAAGUAGUGAAUUACUUUUGUCAAAUUGUAUUUGUGACUGUUCUUAUUCUCCUGAUCCUGUUUUAUACAAUUAUUACAAAAAAGGUUUAUGCAUCUUUUACAAGGUCAAAGAGUAAAGAUUCCAAUGCUAGAAAGAAGCUAAAGGCAAAGGUUUUCAUAGUAAUUGUAGUUUUUUGUGUGUGUUUUGCUCCAUAUCACUUUGUAAGGAUUCCAUAUACAAUUAGUCAGAUAGGCAAAAUUAAAGAUUGUCAUUUGCAAAACAGACUAUUCAUUGCAAAAGAAAGUACCCUAUGGCUGGCAGCCACCAAUGUCAUAAUGGACCCACUUAUAUAUGUAUUAUUGUGCAAGCCUUUCAGAAAGCUUUUAUUUGGCUACAUCACCUCCAUAAGUUCAAGUUUGGAGUCACCAUUUCUUAAUGAAUCAACAUUGUAAGCUAUAGAUAGUUCAUACAAAAUAAAGCCUGUUUACACUUUUUGUACUACAACAUACUUGGACAAAUUAUAAUAUUAAUUCUAAUGUUUUUCUACGAGAAUGAGAUUCAUCCUGUUAACAACAAAACAGCUUUUCUAGGGGUAAUCACAGUUAUGCUUGUAAAGCUGCAGUGGAGUUUAUGAAAAGUAGCUUAUUUAUCCAGCCUACAAAGGAACUAUAGGUGACAUUAAAGCAUUCACAGGAAGCUAGUUAAACAGUUGUGAGGUGGCUAAGGAUGUGGAAUCAUCUCUACCAUUUAUACUAAAGGUGAAUAGCUUGUAUACACCACCAGCACCAGAGUGCAACUGUGUCACAUGAUACCCAUAUGUUAUAUCAAUUGAAAGUGAUGCAGCAUAUCUGUAAAAAAAGCUGACUGGAAAAUAUCACAGGGAGAUCUUGAUGUUAAAAAGGAAGAUAUUUUGCAUCAAAGUUUCUUCAGCUCAGCAGAGUAAGUGCUCUGUGAGCAGGUAUCAUUCAACUUUUCUUUUUUAUUGUCAUUUGCAUGAUGGGAAAAACAGUCAAUAAGCAUCAUCAGUGCUAAGCUCACACUUUGCUUUACUGGAGUAUUGUGGGAAUUCAAGAAAUCCUGCUAGAUUUCAUAGUAAACUAAAGAGAACAAAAAAAAAAAAAAGUGACGGUGUCUUCACAUGCCAGAUGUCUGCUUCCAUUCAAGUCCCAAAAACAAGCAUCCUGAUUGGAUGUUUUAAAGUCCCUUUACAAUAAAAUGAAGACAUUUUGAGGUAAAAUUUGCAUUUCUUACACAAAGGUGUUUAUGUGAUAUUUUCUAGUCAGCUUUUUACAUAUACAGAUUUAUAACACCAGCUUGUUAGAUAAGCUGAUUGGUAUUAAUAGUAGCUUUGCCUGACACAACAAAAAAUGCAGCUAGAGUGAGCAACUAUAACAACUAUUUUUACAGCAAUUACAGUUGGUGGUGUUUAGUGACUGACAACAUCUACUCUACGAUAUGAUGCUAAAUACAUUUAAAAAUACAGUCAUACCUUGUUUUAUUGCGCUUUACUUUAUUGCACUUUGCAGAUAUUGCUCUUUUUACAAACUGAAGGUUUGUGGCAACCCUGUGUUGAUUAAGUCUAUUGGCGCCAUUUUCCAGACACAUAUACACAUAUAAACCCAUUAAUACACAUAUAUACACACCACCAUCAAAAAGAUUAUGACUGACUGAAGGCUCAGACGAUUGUUAGUAUUUUUUAGCAAUAAAGUAUUUUUAAUUUAAGGUAUGUACAUUGUUGUUUUUUUUUUAAAUGUAAUGCUAUUGUACACUUAAUAGACUAGAGUAUAGUGUAAAUAUAACUUUUAUAUGCACUGCAAAACUAAAAAAAUUAGUGUAACUCACUUUAUUGCUAUAUUCACUUUAAUGCUGUGGUCUAGAACCGAAUGCACAAUACCUCUGAGGUACGCCUAUAUUACAAAAUAAAUGAAUUUUUGAAACUGCAAAUGUAUUCAUUAGUAGCUGGAUACUGUGCAUAAAGACCAACAUAAUAAAAAAAUCAUGAAUGUAAUUUACAA
Molecule: messenger RNA, 2572 nt
Organism: Bombina bombina (fire-bellied toad)
Lineage: Eukaryota; Metazoa; Chordata; Amphibia; Anura; Bombinatoridae
Gene: P2RY13
Product: purinergic receptor P2Y13
Exons: 1
Coding region: 11-1009 (332 amino acids)
Biological process (GO): negative regulation of adenylate cyclase activity; G protein-coupled receptor signaling pathway
Cellular component (GO): membrane
Molecular function (GO): G protein-coupled purinergic nucleotide receptor activity
Source: RefSeq, a predicted model, not a curated record